AUGCCGAGGGGGGUCCCGCCUGCACCGUGCUCCCGGCCCCCGCCUCUCGGGCUGGGCCCUCCACGGAAGGCACGGCACGGAGGCAGCAGGGGGCGGCACAGCCUCGGGGAGCCCGCGCUGUGUCAGGAAGAGCAGACGCGGCCCGAGAGCCGCAAAGCCGGGGAGCGGCCGGGAGCGGUGUCUGACUGCCAAGAUGUGGACGCUGAGGUCCAGAAACUUCACAGCAAGCAAGCAGUAGAGGCAGUGUUUGAAGUACCCCCUGCCAGCCCCCAGAGGUCUGCUCAGGGCCCCGCUGCCCUGACUGGCCUUCUGCGGGUCACGCGCCGCGACUCCCGUCGACGAGAGCGCCGCCCGCCCGCGCGCAGAGCCCAAGGCGCCCGCAAGUCCACGUCGCCCGGAGGGAAGGGCGGCGGGAGAGUGAGAGGAGAAAACACAGUGACCCCACAGAGCCUGCCCGCGCCCCGCGCCUCCCCGACUCGGGGGCACCGAGGCGCGCCGGGGGCCGCCGCGGGCAGCCCGGGUCCCGCUCCCAGGAGCGGGGCGCCGCCUACGCCCGCCGGCGCGCGCUCCCACCGCGGCUCCCGCAAGCCGCCCGCGUCCCGCCCGCCGCGAGCGCCCCGAGGUCUCCGCGCCGGUCCGCCCCGGUCCCGAGCCACCAAACUCCCGCACGAAAUCGCGGCAGGCGCGGACCCCCGCCCCCGACUCCGCCCCGCGCCGCCCGCCCCGCCCCGCGCCGCCCCCCGCAGCCCGCCAACUUGGUGGGGCCCGAGAGGGUCUCAGGCUCCUCGGCCUCCCCGAGACGAACGCCCCCAGCCCCGGGCCCCGCGGGCAAAGUUAGCGGCCGCGGGAGGUCGCCUCCCCCUCCCCGGCCGCGGCCGGGACCCUCGCUCGGCCCCCGGCGGCGACCUCCCCCCACCCCGUCCCGGCUCCCGCACUCCCGCCCCUGUCCUCGACCCCCGACCGCGAUCCCCGGCCCUGACCCCGGCCCGACCCCUGGACCCUGGCCAGGACCCCCGGCCCCAGCUCCGCCCGCGACCGCUCACCUGUCCGCGGAGGAGGGCGUGCCCGCCGGCUGGCCGGCCGGAGCCCGGGGUGGGGCCGACGGUUGGUGACGACCGGGCGAUCCGGGCGGCGGCGGAGCCUGAGGCGACCGAGUCUGAGGCGACUGAGGCGGCGGUAGCCGCUCCUUGCGCUCCAGCCGAGGCGCUGCGCGCGGCGCGGACCCGCCCCUUCUGCGCUGCUGACCAAUCCCGCGCCGCCCGCCGCCGCUGGCCCCGCCCCGUCCAAGUGCUGGGCCUCGCGAAAGCGGGCGCGGCGGGCCAAUCGAAAGGAGGAACGCAUCACACAGCACGAGCGGUCACAGGCACCGCAGUGACCUCCGAUGGCCCAGGAGUGACCCCAGUUCCUGCCAGCCCUGGGAGGAAAAAAGCAGCUCGUCUCAUGCCCCCGCCCUUGACACACGAGACAAUCCACGUCUGCUGGCAUAUUAUCAUACGUUAGCAGAUCUCUGAGAGCCAAACUGCAGACCACAGCAGCUGGGCCGGGGCCUGGAGCGGGCCGGGAUCCUCCCCCUGGAUGGGACCGGCCUGCCUCGAAUUCCCCACACACUGUGUUCCAGGCACUUCCCCCUUCAUUAGCACUGUGUGUGCCAUUCACCACCCUCUCCAUCGCUGUCACCGCGGUCCUUCCCGUGAGAAGUGCACCCAGGGGCCUGCAUUUAUAAAUAAGUCCGUGGUGUUUGUUGGAGGA
Messenger RNA from Felis catus (domestic cat), 1749 nucleotides. Its product is annotated as nascent polypeptide-associated complex subunit alpha, muscle-specific form-like. Bases 1 to 1500 code for a protein of 499 amino acids. The record is from RefSeq and is a predicted model, not a curated record. Lineage: Eukaryota; Metazoa; Chordata; Mammalia; Carnivora; Felidae. The transcript has 7 exons.